GUGAUAUUCUAAGUUUAACGGUACAAGAUGAAGGUCAUCAAUUUCUUCCUUACUACUGCAGUUGUGGCGAUUGGCUUUGCUGGCUUCGACCAAGUUACAAAGCAAUACGCAAAGAGAAGAGCGACGAGUAUGAUUAAUGAGAUGAAGCACACAGGAGAGCUCCCUGAUAGAAAGGAAUUUUUGUAAACCGUACUAGCCACUGAUGAAAUGAAUCUUAUUAUUCAUUUAGUCUUUCUCUUGUUUGUUUGACCCUUGUAAAGAUUCUGUGUUGUAUUCAUAUUGGAGAGUGAAAGUGGCGUGCAGAAGUCGCCUUAGGAUAUAUAAAUAGAUGACGAAGCAAAACGCAACCUUUCAGAAUGUACAAAGGGUAUCAGAAUAAGCCUCUGGCGAAUAAUUGCUUUAUCAAUGCAGUGCUGCAGGUCGUCAUCCGCGGAAGCUUUGACAUAGGUCCUGUUUCAUCAACCUCAGUUUCGAAAGGCCAUUCGGGGGUCGAAAAUUCUCCACAGUCCUCGUGGGUACUGAGACUUUCAUUAGACGCAGAGAACUCUACAGAUUCUGACGACUGUGCGUGCAUCUUGUGUUCGCUGAAGGUAAUAAAAAUGUGUCACAGCAUUACGAUUCCAGACAAUUGA
Blastocystis hominis is the source of this 632-nucleotide messenger RNA. RefSeq lists its product as hypothetical. The record is from RefSeq and is a predicted model, not a curated record. The transcript has 3 exons. Bases 357 to 632 code for a protein of 91 amino acids. Lineage: Eukaryota; Bigyra; Opalinata; Blastocystidae.